GAUCUCUUCUUUAACUAAUCUGACUGGUAAGACUUUGAUCUGAAUGGUUAGUGGCGGGUCGGGAGAUGGGAAAGUCCGAUCGUACGAUGAUUCGUACAAUCGGAUCUUUGCAUCUAUGGCCAGCUUAGGGCUUGUAAGUGCCCUAGGGGGGCAGGAAUUGUUUUGGGCCAAUGGAGAUAUUGUUCCUUUUUUUAAUAAAUCUACAAUAAAUGUUAUUUUUUUUAACCCGUGUGGAAUCUUUCUGAGGGCCUGAUACCCCUCUUUUUGUAUGCUGCUAAUGUAAUUGGCUGACGUUCGUCUAAUUCUUAAUAUUUGGUUGUAAAGUUUUGAAUAAAAAAAACCCUACUAUCCCUGGGGCCAAGGUGUAUUAUUUUGUUUACCCAUUGUUUAAUAUAUGACGCUCAGGCUGUGCAACCCUCCAGUGGGUGGAAAGCAUAUCACAAUUGUAAUGUUCCAAUGGGAUACAGGUAUUUGUAGUGUACCUGCUGGAGGGCGGUUGGUGGGCUGUUUAGGUUAUUUCCUCCUCUGCCAGUCCUCCCUUUUCUCUUACACCAGCCCUGCUAGCAUUAUUGGGCUGACUUGAUGGCAAGUUCAUGGUUUACUCUGCAGCUAAUUAAACUUGGUGCUGAUGCUUUCAUGAAUGUGCUUCCUGUCUAGUGUGGGAAUAAGAUGAAACCAUACAAGGGAAGGGUUAUAGUAGUAUUUUUGUUGCCUGCCUAACAGGCUUACCAUUGUCUGCUGCCUUCCCUGUACCUACUGUACUGGAUGCCCAACAGUCCUCUGCCAACCACAACAGUCUGCCGCCUGCCAAAGAAAUAGCUGUGGCAUAUUUUCUUAUGCAUAGCUUACCAUUCCAAAUGAAUAAAAAUAGGCUUGAUUAUCCACCAUUAAAAUAAUUAGCUUUUGUAGCAUGUUAUAUGAUCACAUUUAACUUAUCUUCCAUCUGGGUCACAAACGACUGAAAAUAUAUUUUAGAAAGUCACACAUAAUAAGCUGGUUCUUGCAUCCCUUGAGAUCUCUUUAAGUCCAUUGCAUAAGUUCUAUAGGAUCUGAUUGGCUGAACAGGCCAAUUCUGUUAACUGAUAUGCAAAUAACCUGGAAGGAAGUUACACACUAACACUUUAGGUUUUUCUGCAGGGUACAUUAGAGAUUUGUUCAGGACUGGCAAAGAGGAGCUGCAGAGUGGAUAAACAGACCAGGUGGUAUUGCAAAACAUUGCAUUUAUAUGAUUGUAAGAAAAGAAAAAAAAAAACAGAAAAAAUAUAUAUUUACAGUAUAAGGUAAAAUUGCCCACAAAGUAAACAAUUCAUAAAUACAUAUCAGCCAAAUUAAGUCAAAUACAGAUACUCAGCAGAAAGGAAGCAGAUUCCCUUGCCACAGAAUAGUAGAAUUAACAUGGAAUCCAACAGAAACCUGUACAUAAAAUCAAGUAAAACAAGUAGUCUAAUAUGAAAGAAUACUUCUCUUUAUCAUUUUUUUUAAAGGUGGAAACUUGCACAACUUGUAGUGAGUGUUCCUAGGAUCAACAAAGACCCGUAUUAAUUUACCUGUUGUAUUAUUUAUUGGUUUGGGUAACCAGAGUAUCACAAACAAGACUGAAGACGCUGAAUGCUAAGGAUGUAGAAUAGUCUGUUCUGUGCUUCAAAUAAAACCUUUAAAAGAAUGAACCGCAACUAGAAAUUAGCUGAAGGCUGACUGUGUUAGGCAGUUAAUAGCUGAUUAUGUUUUCUGCUGCCACCAAGAACUUUGUUAAACAAGUAGGCGAUGGAGGAAGGCUGGUUCCUGUGCCUAGUCUCAGUGAGGCUGACAAAUACCAACCCCUCGGCCUGGUCAUCAAAAAGAAGAAAUGCUUUCUAUCAAGAAAAUUUAAAUAUACCUCAACCCCAUUUACACUGAAAGAUAUUCUAAAUGGAGACAAGGAGAUUUCAGCAGGUGUCAGCUCUUACCAGUUGCUGAAUUAUGAAGAUAAAUCUGACUUAUCAUUGACUGGAAGACAUGGAAAUCAGAUCAGGAAUGAUGUUGGAAUAGAUAUUUAUGGGUCUGAUUCUGUUGCAGUUAAAGCUUCAUUUGGUAUUGUAACCAAACACGAGGCAGAGGUUCCAGCUCUGCUGAAGGAGCUUCUUUCAAGGACAAUUGACCUAGAACACUGGUUAAUUCGUCAAGCAAAAGAAAGUGGCAAAGAGGUGCUCUGUGUGGUCAUGGAGAGUAUCCGGACAACUCGUCAAUGUUCAUUAUCAGUCCAUGCUGGCAUGAGGGGAGAAGCAAUGAGAUUUCAUCUGAUAGAAGAACAAAAUCACAAAGGUCGUGACAAAGCAAUUGUUUUCCCAGCUCAUACAACCAUUGCAUUCAGUGUCUUUGAUCUGUACAUUCAUCUCGAUGGUUACUUUGAACUCUGUGUAUCAACUGCUUCAAAAGGAGGAUUUGAAAAGGAACCAACCAGAUCAUAUUCAUUAAAUGUUCUAAGGAACAAUUUAUAUAGAUCCGGUAUCGUUUUCACUGGGAAAAGGACAAUGGAUGUUAUUGCUAACACAGACCCCUACAUGGAUGACAUCUUUUCAGAUUACUAUGAGAAGGCUGCCAGCAUGACCGAUAUUUCUACCACCUUCAUGCGAGAGGGAGCUCACACCCGAGUUAACCUUCUUAACAACAACAUUCCCAAGGGGCCAUGUGCUCUCUGCGGGAUGGGAAAUUCCAAAAGGGAAACCGUUUAUGGGUGCUUCGAAUGUUCUUUCAAUGGCCAAAAGUAUGUCAGACUGCAUGCUGUACCUUGCUUUGAUCUAUGGCAUAAAAGAAUGAAGUGAGACCCUUCCAUGGACAUGUUGUGCCUACUUAUACAAUCUCAGGUGUACUACAAAUAAAGUUCUUUUUUCUCAUUUAUAAUAUUAGAUGACAUCUGAAUUGUUCCAAAGUAAACUGUUUAAGGUCCAGCUCCAACAGAGUAGUCAUUUAGUAUUAAAGAAGAAACAAACCAUUAAUAAAAAAAACCCUACCCUACAUAGACCCUCCUCCCUCCCCCCCCAGCCUAGCUGCCCCCCCCCCGGGUAAAUGCCCCUAACUCUUUACUUAUCCCUCCAUGCAGAUUCUGUCCAGCAGAGUUCACAGGCGCCAUCGUAUUCUCUUCGGUAAUCUUUGGAAUGGGAAUGGCGAAGCGGCGUAUGCGCCGUUGGAGCACUUUUCUGCUUUGCGACAACUGUGUAUGCGCCGAAACUCAUGAAAAUUGCCGAAGAGCUGGUCUCAUUCCAAAGAUUACUGAAGCGUCUGAAGAUGGCGCCCGUGAACUCCGCUGGACAGAAUCUGCAAGGAGGGGUAAGCAAAGAGGGGUAUUUGCCAGGGGAGCAGAUAGGCUGGGGGAGGUCUAUGUAGGGUAGGGGGCAGGGUUUUUUUUUUUAUUAAGGGUUUGUUUCUCCUUUAAUAGCGAAAAUUAGGAAUUCCAUUCAGUUACUUACCUGGUGCUAUGGCCACUUAGUACAAUGAUUUAAUCUUCAUGCUACAGUGGCUUGCGCCAUUGUUGCUGUUCGACAUCCCACAUGUACCACUGAUUAUACAGCUAAUUGGGUGACAAGGUGGUGCAUAUGGUACAUUUAGGGGCAGAUUUACGAAGGUUCAAAUGGAAAAUUAGAAUUCAAAUUUUUGAAUUUUUUUUGGU
Xenopus laevis (African clawed frog) is the source of this 3646-nucleotide messenger RNA. RefSeq names its product pejvakin S homeolog (gene pjvk.S). The record is from RefSeq and is a predicted model, not a curated record. Bases 1722 to 2801 code for a protein of 359 amino acids. NCBI's taxonomy places the organism in Eukaryota, Metazoa, Chordata, Amphibia, Anura, Pipidae. Gene Ontology annotation, biological process: programmed cell death; transmembrane transport. The transcript is spliced from 6 exons. Gene Ontology annotation, cellular component: cytoplasm; endomembrane system.